AUGACUGGCGAAAAACAAACCAAACCCGAGGCUCCCGCCAUGCAAACAGUCGAUUCUGGAAAACGGGUUGCCUCAGUUGCCCCAAGUACAGAAGAACGCCCCUUAGCUAUCAUCCACCAAAAUCUCAAUCCAAAGUUCAAGCCAGUCCCAGAAGUUUCUCCUCAUCUUGGGCACCUUCCUCAAGGUCGACGCAUUGUCAUCAAAGACCCAAAGGGCAAAGUUGUUGACUUCAGCAAGGCAAGGAUUUCCGCCACUCCAGGACCAAGCCAGCAGCAGCAACCAAAAGCGCAGCCCAAUACUGCCUCGAGCCCAGAUGGACCCAGCAGAGCUGCGUUGAAACCAACUCCCCAAGCUGGCAACCCCAACAACUCUGCAUGGGGAAGUACUUCCCCGACAGGAUGGGGACCACAAGUCACAAAAGUCGAUCAGCCAGUUGGUGCUGGUGACCAGAACUCGGGUGCCUGUCCACACACUCUGAAGGGCGACCAAGCCGUCGUUCAUCAGGCUAACGCGCCUGCAAACCCCUGGGCAGCUGAGACGAAACCCUGGCAAGCACAGAAAAAGCCAUGGGCAACGGAGAGGAAACCCUGGGCAGCAGAAAAGAAACACUGGGCAGCAGAGAAGAGAUGGCACGUUCCUCAGCCCGGUUGGAAAUCAAAAGGGCCGCAAGAGCACCGACCCCCGCCGGUGCCUGCUGAUUAUAUGGAGCAUGAACUCCCUAUUCGCCGGCUUGACUGGUCAGGCUCGCAACGGAGCCCUCUGUCGCUCUCUGACUUUGAUUUCAGCGAUGGUCCUGAACAAGUCAAGGAAGUCAAUCAGAAGAUGUCCCUGGAUAUUCGUAACGAAAUCGGCGUUGAAGUCCCCAUGUACCGGUACAAUAACGAAUUGGGCAACCCCACCAUACGGUUCGGUCACUUUUUUGAUGGCCAAAAUUACGAUCUAGGCCUUCAAACUGAAGACUACAACAAAAACCUGGUAGAUUCAUGGAUCCGGGACGUGACUGUCGAUGCAAAGGCAUAUUUAUAUCCUAAGCGCAAUCACUUCAAUUGUGAUAUCAAUCCAGAGACAGGAUGCUUUCUCGCACCUGUCGCAUACCCUGAGACUCGAGUGAGCGAAGCAGAGGACCCGGAACUUCGAUGGCGUCAGAAGAACUGGUCAUCGGAGUUGCUGCGCAGGCGCAAGCUCGCGCCCAAGAGAGGUGGGAAAUACUAUCGAGGAGAGGUUCCACCGUCGAGCCGCCAGCCACCGAAUGUUCAAAUCAACGUCAACAUUGCGGACUUAUUUGUGCCCCAGAUACCAAUGCAUUUGCGCCCUGCUACAGCUUCCGAUAUGGAGGCAGUGGCAUCCCUCUACAACAGCGAAGAUGUCCAGAAAUUCGAUUCUGCACCUUUGGGACCGGCGGACUUUGAGAAAAUCCUUACGGACACCCAUGGGCACGAAUUUCCCUUCAUCGUUGCCGUCAGCGGCUCGGCUAGGGUGGAAACGUUGAAAGAUGGCAUUAGAUUCGAGUCAAAUCAACCACAGCAGCAGGUCCUCCCUUCGAAUCUCCAAGAAGGCUUGGUUCUUGGGUUUGCAUACCUCUCAGUUUGGAAGCCCGGUUUGGCUGGCAGUAAAACAGGCACCAGCAGGGCCACUGCUGAGGCCCAUGUGUAUGUUCAUACCUCUUGGAGACGCAAGAAGAUCGGAUCUGCACUCCUGGAUCGGCUUCUCGCCUCGGUUUCACUCAACGCGAAGUCAAAGGAGAUGUGCGACUUCUGGGAUCCUUCACGCAACCCUGCUUACGCGGCUCCCUGCCAACAUGACCGCUAUACCUUCAAGAUUUACAUGCAGUACCUUGUCAAGACCAAAUGCGACAUCAACAAUGGAUUCAACAACAUGGAGACUCAAGAAAACCAGACCGAUGAUAUCGCCUGGUUGAAUAACCUCCUCGAAACCAAAUUCGGAUUCAAGAAAAAAGUCCGUUUCGAAGCCGCAUACCGCUCGCCAAAAGUCGAAGGAGAAAAACCCAUCUGUUCUGGGUUGUGUGAAGAAGUCAAUUGGACGGAUAACGGGGUUAUCGAAUAUCAGAUGGCCAACGGCAAUACGGAUACCACGACGACAGCCGAAGGAACGUUGGGAGUUGGAUCAGGGGUCCAACAAUCGGCACAAACCUCUCCAGUUGCUAGUUCAUCAGACCAAGAUCUGGAACCAUUGGCAUGUAUGACAUGUCGGAGCCGAAAGCUGAAAUGUGAUCGCAUAAAGCCAAUAUGUACACGAUGUGGGACGGCAGGGGGAGAGUCUCAAGUGGAAGGCCUCAUUCGAAAUGUCACCAAGCAGUCCUUGGGCCCUGAUAACCAGGGUGCAAGUGAUGAUGCGAGCGCUACUGCUGCCCUCGACAAGAUGAGUGCUACCACAAGCUUGGAUGAACUAUCAGAGGAAAUAGUGUCGGGCUCUGAGCGAGCCAGCUACUCGUUUGGCUUUGCAUCUCAUGGAUCAGCGUCUAAAAACGUUAGCCAUAUGGAGGCUGCCCCGGCACCUGACAGAGCAACUUCGUCAAAGCGACCACACUCACCUCAACCUUUUGAAGCGCCACGAGUAGGAGGGACUGGGAUCGGAGGCUUCAGUGACGAUCUCAUUGAGCUGGGAAGGUUCGAGGGGCUACCACCUAUUGAGAUGAUCGAGGAUCUACACCGAUUGUUCUUCCACUUCCGGAAGCCAAAGAUCGUGCCCAUUGUUCACCCGGGAAACUACAUGCGAGCAUUCUACUCACCCACUCAUAUGCGUCCGCCCAUGUGUUUACAAUACGCAAUCUGGGCAAAUGCGGCAAAGGGACAUCCCAUGUACGACCGUUAUUACGACGUCUUCUAUCAUCGUGCUCGUCAGUACUUGGAGGCUGAUGAGCUGAAGGCCCGCAGUAUGCUGUUUACCAGGGCCGCAAUGACUGCCGCAAGAUGUGCCAGACUUGUGCACAUGUUGGGUCUUCAACGACUCGAUGACCCCUCAGGGGAUGCAGAAGACUCUGAUGGGCACGUUUUGCCUCCUCCCAAGAGCUGGAGUGAAUUAGAAGAACGUCGAAGAACAUUCUGGGGUGCCUACUGCGCUAACGUACAUAUCACCAUGAACACUAGGUGGCCCAUCAUGAUUGAUGUAAAAGACACCACAACCCGUCUUCCUGCCUCCGAAGAUGCCUUUAAUACAGGCUCUUACGAAGCCUCGCCCACACUCCAAGAAGCUUUUGGUGGCUCCUCCUAUUCCUCCUUCGCUAGCAUGGCCGUCAUAGGUUAUCUGUUUAACGAACUGCUCAACCAUGUCCACCGAUCAAAGGUAUCGGACCGGCCCGACGACCUUCAAGACGGUCCUUACUGGAAACGCCAUCGCGAGAUUGACAACAAUUUGGAUGAUGCCUUCAUGUUCUUACCCGACAAGUUUCGACUGCCCACCAACAUCACGGAAACGGUGGCGCUGCAGGUUAAUUUGAGUAUACACGCGUCCGUACUCUGCCUGCAUAGCGCUGCUUACGACACGGUAAAGAAGUAUGGGCUCGACAAGCGGCUAGGUGAGAGGAGUAGAGUGAGGAGACUGAAUGCUGCGAGAGAAAUCGUGAAUAUUAUGAGGUUGGCUAGAGAGACCAUGAGCCCUUACAAAACCCCCCUGGUAGCCCUCUCCAUGUACUGCGCCUCCACAGUCUACAUCGAUCUCGCAAGAGAAACCUUCACAUCCCCCUCGCCAGUUCCGCUCCCGCCCUGGGUGGCUCCCGAGCUCGAAUUCAUCGUCAAUUGCAUGGAGUCCAUCGGUCGGCAACACAUAAUCACACGUGCCUACCUCAACCAACUCCUCCUCGAUAUUGAGCAAAACGAUGUCAGUGCGUUCUUCAAUCUACCCAACAUCAAGCGGUAUGGAUGUUGCAACCACGGAAUUCCCCUGCUGGGGCGAACGGCUGCGUCGAAGUAUACGAAAAACGGUGGGAGGCCGGUGGUCCCGAGAAUGAUGUCUAUGGGGGGUGGAGGUAGGAUCAUACCCGAAGAAGCAAGUUGGAGUGGUGGUGGUGGUGGAUGUGGGAUAGCAGUGACGGCGGCGCAAGCCUGUGGUGGCAGUCUGAACGAAAACGGGGGAGCUGCGGCGGGAGUCGUACCACCACCGGAGUGUGAGCUUGGUGCCUGUAGUGGUGGUACUCAGUGUCCGGAUAGGCAAGGCCAAAAUGGUGACACUACAGGAACCAGCGGCGGAAGUAGCGGUCCUGGUCUCGCACCGGAAGCCAAACGGAGACGAAUCCAUCACGAACAGCAGCCCUUUCUCGAACGCAUCGACCUUUCCGACUUGUUCAAGUUCGGUAGCUCCGCGCUCCCCUCUCAGUAUCGACAUCGUCAGCCUACAGCAGCAGUACCACCAGAUUUCACCACCGAAAGCAGUGACGAGUUCAACGACGGCUGGGGCCCGGGACCCGCGACUGCUGUGGGACCUCCCUAUUUAAUGAAAUCCAACAGCGACGCUUCCCAGCCGGUAAUCCAGCUUCCUCACAGAAGUGUGAAUGAUUCAUCCACUGCGAUGUUUGCCGAUAACAGUACCGGUACCGAACCUUCAUGCAUCCCUGUUUUCGACCCUAACCAACAUACCCCGCUAGAGGACAUGACCAACAUGGACCUUUUCUCCAACAUCACCGAGACGGGAGGAGUGAGAGGGAUGCGAGGGAUAGGUCAGAUCGAUUUAGGCUUGACAGACGUAGUGGUCGAUCCCUUAUUUUUGAGUAACAGCAACGGCAACAGCAACAGCAACAGCAACAACUGCAACUACGACGACCUUGGGAACAACAUCAAUACCUGUACUGGCAAAUGCCCUCUACUUGGAAAUCUUGAUGGCAUUAGUGGUAAUGCCAAUGGCGAUUACAAUAAUGAGACUGCUACAGCUGGGGGACAUGGAGGAGAUGAUGAUGGUGAUGCGUGGAUGCUGCUUACCGACGACGUAGGGAAUUCUGGCACUCGCACCACGACGGGGGAAGAAUCACCUGCCACGGGUACGGGAAGUUGGGAUAAUGUGCUCUGAUUUUGCGCACCCC
Neurospora tetrasperma FGSC 2508 is the source of this 5032-nucleotide messenger RNA. RefSeq lists its product as uncharacterized. Bases 1 to 5019 code for a protein of 1672 amino acids. Gene Ontology annotation, molecular function: DNA-binding transcription factor activity, RNA polymerase II-specific; zinc ion binding; DNA binding. The record is from RefSeq and is a predicted model, not a curated record. The transcript is spliced from 9 exons. NCBI's taxonomy places the organism in Eukaryota, Fungi, Ascomycota, Sordariomycetes, Sordariales, Sordariaceae. Gene Ontology annotation, biological process: regulation of DNA-templated transcription; DNA-templated transcription.